CGACAGGCUUUCAUUGAAUCCAAAUUUUCCAUUCCCGACCGAGCAAAGCAAUUCACCAAAAAAGCCCCAACUCUGCAACCAUCCACUCAAAACAACAAGAACAGCCCAAAAAACGACAAGAAACAGAAAAAAAGAAGAAAAGAAAAUGCUAGACCUCCUAGCCGACCCCCAAAAAACAGCAAUAGCAAUAGCCUAUACCUUUGACCUCCGACUAAGUUCCGACGAAACCUGCACCCGCCUCUCCAUCACCAGAAAAUCUCUAGAUGCACUUGUACGCUAUAUACGCGAACAAACUGUUCCAACCGAUGGCUUGCAAACACUUCUCAACAUCACAGACCCUCAGAAACGGCAAAUAAGUCCUGGAUCCAAGGUUUCACUGGCGUUGCGUGAUGGGAUUCGACAAGAUGGGAGGAUGAAAAGUGGGUCUGGGGUGGUGGAUGCAGUGAGGUCGACGUUGGUGGAGUUGCAGGGGAGGGGUGUGUUGAGCAGUUUCAUUUGGGGGUUGGAUGAGUGGAUGGUGGAGGAGGUUGCGAAUGGGGAGGGGCAUUGUCAGGCUGAUCCUAGUGGGCAGGAGAAGCUUUGGAACAAGAAGAGGGAGAGGUCUGAGAAUGGAAGUGAGGAUGGUGUUGGAGAGGAGGUUGAAGAGGUUUUUGAUGAUGAUAGGGAACCGCCUACGCCUCCUAGAUUGAGGAAGCGCUACGCUCCAGGUGAGAUUUGCACAAAGGCGGCGAGGAAGAAGUGA
This is a messenger RNA of Aureobasidium pullulans EXF-150, 742 nucleotides long. RefSeq lists its product as uncharacterized. NCBI's taxonomy places the organism in Eukaryota, Fungi, Ascomycota, Dothideomycetes, Dothideales, Saccotheciaceae. The transcript has a single exon. The record is from RefSeq and is a predicted model, not a curated record. Bases 146 to 742 code for a protein of 198 amino acids.